CUGAUUUUAGGAGCUCAAGGUGCUGUUAGAGGUAUUGCAGCAAGAGUUGUGUGCUGGAGAGGGGGACAAGCAGCUGCAGCUCAGAUUCUUCUACUUGAGACGCUGCAUUGAAGAAAGGGUCUGAGGUCCCUAGGAGUGAAAGGCGCGUGGCAAGCAAUCAUCCUAAAGACAAAGUGGAGGAGGAGGAGGAGGUUUCCUUUGGACUCUAAACUGUCAAACCAGAAAGCAAAAACAUGUCACAGGUCAUACCAAACCAUGUGUUGCGGGUUGGACAGACCGUAUGUGUUGCAUCACAGGAAGAAAGCAAAAGCUUGCGGCCGGCGGGGUACCCAGGCUGCUCUACGCUGCGAACGAAGGACUCCUACUACUCAACGGAUGGCUGGGCUGACCCACCCGUGAUGAUGCGAGCCCAGGCACACUUGCUUCCUAACAGAGGACUAUACGUGACCCACCCCGUGUUCGAACACAUGGCCUCCCAUGCUCAAGGGAAAGGGCAGCAGGAUACCUCUUUGGAGAGACCCGAUGUCUCUUGUCAGCCAAAGGAAGAGGAGGACACCACUGUGGAUCCUGAUGCUCACCUGGUGUCUCCUACCUUGGACAUUUCAAUAGAAAGUCUCAACCAGCUGAUCCUAGAAAUCGAUCCAACCUUUCAGCCACUCACAUGCAAGCCAGUGAAAGAAGCUGUCCAACCUGAUUCUCAGAGUGACCUUGUUGCAAAGAAGAAACAAGAUCCAGAGGCAAUAGACUUCAAAUACAUAGAGAUGACGCCAGCUAGAGCCAAGUGUCCCGAGCUGCUGCAGGGCUCCCCAAGCCCAUCCAGCACGCCGUUCUCGAGGUCCCCGCAAGGCAACGGCUUCCUGCCCCACAAAGGGGGGCUCAGAGGCAGCUGCAGCACGAACGGCAGCGUGGUCUUCUCGAGCUCCCCAGGGCCUGAGAGCCCCCGGGCAGGCCACCUAAGCUGCGCUGCCUCGCAGACCUGCAGCAAAGCAUCGGAGUGCAUCGCCAUCCCCCAGCGCUGCGCUGCUGGACAGAAGGACAGCAUCUCCUACGGCCCAAGCGCACUCCUCGGCACGUCUCCGGGCUUGGACAAUUUGCUGAAGCCUUUGCACGUUUUGAAGGCGCAGCAAAGGACCAGUGGCAUCUCCCUGCUGUCCACCAGUCCCGGGUCGGACACCAGUUACGUCCUUGGAAGCAGCACCCACUCACUCCACAAUGAUGAUUCAGACGCUCACCCUGUUGCUGGCGGCUCGGCUGACUGCCCGUCCCCCGCAGGAUCCCUUGGCAGCCCCUGCCUAUCUUCCCCAAGCGUCAAAUCUCACACUGGAGAAGCCCUUGGCCUGGGCUCCUUCCACCAAAGCUCCACCAAAGCCGGUACGCCCCCAUCACAGAAGGGCCAGGCCAGCAGCUGCCCCCCCUCCAUCCUCAACUCCACAGCCGACAUCCCGGUACUGCUGGUGAAUGGGUGCCUGGAGCAAGGAGAUGCCUCUCCCCAGCUGACCAGAGGUCCCCCAGCCUCAGUGAAGCAGAGCCCUCCUCCCGGCUGUGGUCUGUCCCCUGGGCUCGGUGGCUUGAACAACGCGCUAUCUGCACCGGUGCUCUCCUGUGCCUCGGACAGUCCCCCCAGAGAUGGGCAGCCAACCAUGAAGUUUGUGAUGGACACAUCAAAAUACUGGUUCAAGCCAAGCAUAACCAGGGAACAAGCUAUCCAGCUGCUGAAGGACAAGGAGCCAGGCACGUUCAUUGUGCGAGACAGCACGUCGUACCGGGGGUCAUUUGGACUGGCGAUGAAGGUUCUUGUCUCUCCAUCCAACAGCCACACAGGCGAUGACAGCAGUGACCUCGUCCGGCACUUCCUCAUUGAGUCGUCUGCCAAAGGGGUGCACUUGAAAGGAGCCAGUGAGGAGCUGUAUUUUGGGAGCCUCUCCGCCUUUGUGUAUCAGCACGCCAUCACCCCGCUGGCGCUGCCCUGCAAGCUCAGCAUCCCCACCCGAGAUCUUGCCGAUGGAGAAAAUAGCCCUGACCGUGCUCCAGAAUCAGUGGUGUCCCUACUGAAGAAAACUGCUGUGUGCAAUGUCUUGUACCUUAACUCGGUGAACAUGGAGACGCUCACGGGAGCCCCAGCCAUCCAGAAAGCCAUCUCCUCCACCUUCGAGCUGGAGACACUGCCCACACCCACCCUUGUGCACUUCAAAGCGACCGAGCAGGGAAUCACACUGACGGACAUCCAGAGAAAGGUGUUUUUCAGACGACACUAUCCCUUGGCUGCCAUCAGGUUCUGUGGCAUGGAUCCUGAAAACAGAAAGUGGCAGAAGUACUGCAGGGCUUCAAGAAUCUUUGGGUUUGUGGCCAAAAGCCAAACAGAUUCGGAGAAUCUCUGUCACCUGUUUGCGGAGUACGACACUGUGCAGCCAGCGUCUCUUGUGAUCGACUUUGUCAGCAAGCUUCUGGCAGGCCCGUAGAGGACAUAAACCCUGGGACAGGGCUGGCGGCUGCCCGCAUGCUGCUGAGACGGUUCCUCACUUUCUACUGCUUCUGGGUUGCAUUUUAGCAACAGCUCAUAUUUAUAUUUUUUUGUUACAUACUGUCAUGUCAGGAGUUUCAGUUAAAGAUUUUAUACUCACUGCUCAGUUCUUGGAAGCCUCUGGUGGGAUCAGAUGUUCUUUCAAGGCCUCCAUGAAGAAUCAUAUGGAAGCAUUCACUACGAUGGCAAAUGCUUCAGGAUCCCAACAUGCGGAAAGCUAUGCCUGGCUUGGGAGUAGACGUGUGUGAGAGAAAGCUGGGCUUGCCUUACGAAACUGCUGGCUCGCUCACCUGGCAUGCAUGGUUUUAUUUUCUCCAUAGGAUUGAAAUACUCUGGCUAAGAUUCCUACCAGUAAUGGGGGAUGCCUUGACUUUGGGGUGUCCAACCUGGGGCACAUUUGGGGGAGCUGAGCUCCCACCUUCAGAGAAUCAGCCUUCACGCCCCCCUCUCUCCCAAUGGCGAGGGAGGGAAGUCCUGUUAGAGACAGGGAGAUGACUCACUACCUUGAAGAUAGGCAGUUUUGCAAAUCAAAGCUUAUAAAAAUCACUAGCCCCUGCUGAAGAAUCUCGCUUUCCUAAAAGAGCAAGAAACAUCAAAAAGGCAGAAAUGUCAGAACAGCGUAUUUUUGCCAGGUGCUGGUAACUUCUCUUGCCCUUUUUUGCAAAGCAGGGUUACAGACUAGCUCAACCUACAUGUAUUGUGAUAAGCUGAGAAGUAAAUGUUGACAUUUUCAUGACAGUAAAACACUGGGAUUUUGGACAUGACUUGCACGAAUUUGGGCCAGAUCCUCCGAUGACGUAAAUUGGCGUAGCCUCGUGGAAGUCAGUGCUGCUGUGAUUUACACCAGCUGAAGACCCAGCUCUUGCCAUAAUGUCAGAGUGGAGUAGAGCUGCUCUGAAUCUAACAUAUAAUCUUCUCUUCUCCCACUUGCUUACCUUGUACCACUAUGUUGUUUUAAUUUGGGGCUGUGUGCUAACAAACACUGCUUAAGGGUAUUUUCAAUAAACCAGUCGAUCAUUUAUCUCACCACAGACACUACAGAGAUUUUAGCAACUGAAAUAUGCUACUUCGCUCUCUUAAACUGCCAAGUGUAUGUAUGCAUUGUACAUAAGGAAAAAGUCGCUAUCCUCCAGCAAGACUUUGAAACGGCGUCCAAAUGAAACAGCUCUUUGGCAACGGUAAAAAUAACUCUAUGAGUUACUGAGACGGGCUGUAUCGGGGAGGGGGGAGCACCCGGCUUCAGUAAGAGAAACU
This is a messenger RNA of Struthio camelus australis, 3775 nucleotides long. RefSeq names its product tensin 4 (gene TNS4). Gene Ontology annotation, molecular function: protein binding. Gene Ontology annotation, cellular component: focal adhesion. The record is from RefSeq and is a predicted model, not a curated record. Lineage: Eukaryota; Metazoa; Chordata; Aves; Struthioniformes; Struthionidae.